Moneuplotes crassus is the source of this 1379-nucleotide messenger RNA. NCBI's taxonomy places the organism in Eukaryota, Ciliophora, Spirotrichea, Euplotida, Euplotidae. The record is from the annotation of a GenBank genome assembly.
AUUUAUUCCAAAGAGUAUGGAAGAACCUAGAAAAGAUCACAAAGAUGCUAGUGAUCAGAAGCCAACUGAGACAUUUGAUGAUACCCAAAUAUAUACUAACAAAUCUGUCAAGGCGCAAAUCCCGAUUAAAGAAACCCACAAUAGUAGAAAUCUAUCCAUGAAUAACGCUAAGGCUAAUACUAAUACAACCAAUCACAAUAAGUUAAAGAUACGAGUCGGAAAGAUAGCUGGCCAAACCAUGCACAGAAGAAGAAAGAACAGCAUUGCUUUGAAGAAAGAGUUCAAGUUGAAGAAAGAGCUUCUUAAAGAUACUCAUGAUGAAAUUGAUGCAUCAUAUAAACCAAAAUCAGGCGAAAAUAAAGUUGAUCUAGAGAACUCUCACACCAAACACAACCGAUCCGUUUCUGAAAAGAGCAACCAAAAUGGUCCGCUGAAAAUCCAUAAGAGAGGGAAAAGUCGGUUCUCCUCCCUUCACCAAAGCAUUAGCGAGAGCUAUUCUAACUGAAAUUUUGAUAAGAGCCAGACCUGAUCAUUAUCAAACAACUUGGCAGGGCCUGGAUCUUAUAAUUUACCAUCGUUGCUAGGAAAUAUAUCCAUGGAAGCUACUAAAAAGAACGAUCCUGUCUACUCAAUUGGGACUCAAAGUAAGAAGAAAUUGUUGAUACUCUGCAAGGAUCAAGCAAUGGCUGUGAAAGGAAGCUCUUCCCCUGGAGUUGGGACUUACUCUGGUGACCUAAUUACUCUCAAAGGGAAAUCCCCAAAUGCCACAAUUGGAAGAGAGCGUAGAUUUCUAGCUAAUAUAGAUCGCAAAUAACAACAAUUCUGCUCAUUGAUAUGACUCUCUUGAUAGAGAAAGCAUUAAAGCAAAUGGAAAUAAGACCAAUGGCUUCUCUAAAGAGCUAAGGUUCUUAGCAGAUGAUAAAGCUUUAAAGGAGAAACAGCUGAUGCCAAGUUGCCAGACCUAUAACCAUUCUUUUUAUGGGACAAUUCAAGAAAGAUCACAGAAGAUUGUGCCUCAUUCUAGAAACGACUCCUUCAAGCAAUCUCUUGACAAAUUCUCUGUAAAGACAUACUUCAAGGAACUUGAAAAAGGAUACUGAAGCAAGGAAGGGCCUGGCCCAGCAGCAUAUUGAACUAAUUUAUGAAAUACACUAUCAAAGUUUCAGAAAUCUGUUGAUGGCAGUUUUCCAAAAGCCGAUAGAGGAAUAAAAAGAUACAAUACAAAGAAAUACCCAGGACCUUCUGAUUACGACACGAAGACUGCAUACCAAAACCUUAACCUGAUCAGAGGAGCUGCCACAAUUGGUAAAAGUAGAAGGAACAUUGACAUGACUCGUAUGACCUCUCUCCAUAGUAAAGAACUGUGAGGGAAAUAUUAA